Molecule: messenger RNA, 1734 nt
Organism: Prunus armeniaca (apricot)
Lineage: Eukaryota; Viridiplantae; Streptophyta; Magnoliopsida; Rosales; Rosaceae
Source: the annotation of a GenBank genome assembly
AUGAGUUCAAAAGAGAACUACAGAAUCGAGCUUCGAACUGCGAUUCGUCAGCUAAGCGACCGUUGUCUCUAUGCAGCUUCCAAAUGGGCGGCAGAGCAGCUUGUGGGUAUUGAGCAAGACCCGGCAAAGUUUACUCCUGCAAACACCAGAUUCCAGCGCGGGAGCUCCAGCAUUCGACGCAGGUUUCGCACCAAUGAGAUCACUUCCACGCCAGCUGCUGGAGUGUCGUACGUCUCAACUCCGGUGAUGGAGGAAGAUGACAUCGUGGAUGGUGAUUUUUACCUUCUUGCUAAGUCGUAUUUUGAUUGCCGAGAGUACAGAAGAGCUGCUCAUGCGCUUCGUGAUCAAAAUGGAAAGAAGUCAGUGUUCUUGCGCUGCUAUGCUCUUUACCUGGCCGGAGAAAAGCGGAAAGAGGAAGAAAUGAUAGAACUUGAGGGGCCCCUAGGUAAGAGCGACGUUGUGAAUGGUGAACUGGUUUCUCUUGAGAGGGAGUUAUCAACCCUUCGCAAGAAUGGUACUAUUGAUCCUUUUGGCCUCUACUUGUAUGGUCUUGUGCUCAAAGACAAAGGCAGCAAGAGUCUUGCCCGUACAGUUCUUGUGGAGUCUGUUAACAAUUACCCUUGGAACUGGAGUGCCUGGUCGGAGCUGCAGUCCUUGUGCACUACAGUUGACAUUUUGACCACCCUUAAUCUCAAUAACCAUUGGAUGAAGGACUUCUUUCUUGCCAGUGCUUAUCAAGAACUAAGGAAACACAAUGAAUCCUUAGCAAAAUAUGAAUAUCUCCAGGGUAAUUUUGCUUUUAGUAAUUACAUUCAGGCUCAAAUUGCAAAGGCCCAAUACAGUUUGAGGGAAUUUGAACAAGUUGAAGCAAUUUUUGAAGACCUUCUGAGGAAUGACCCUUACCGAGUGGAGGACAUGGAUAUGUAUUCCAAUGUGCUAUAUGCAAAGGAAUGUUUCUCUGCACUGAGUUAUCUUGCUCAUAGAGUAUUUAUCACUGAUAAAUACAGACCAGAAUCUUGUUGCAUUAUUGGCAAUUACUACAGCUUAAAAGGGCAGCAUGAGAAGUCAGUUGUGUACUUUAGGAGGGCACUCAAGUUGAACAGAAAUUAUUUAUCUGCUUGGACCCUUAUGGGUCAUGAAUAUGUUGAAAUGAAAAACACCCCAGCUGCUGUCGAGGCAUAUCGGCAUGCCGUCGAUAUAAAUCCAUGUGAUUAUCGAGCUUGGUAUGGAUUAGGACAAGCUUAUGAGAUGAUGAGUAUGCCCUUUUAUGCUCUUCAUUACUUCAAGAAAUCUGUAUUCUUGCAGCAAAAUGAUUCUCGGUUGUGGAUUGCCAUGGCUAAGUGUUAUGAAACUGACCAGCUCCACAUGAUUGAGGAAGCAAUUAAGUGUUACCAAAGGGCAGUGAAUUGUAAUGACAGGGAAGCCAUUGCCCUGCACCAGCUUGCAAAGCUACAUUUUGAACUUGAACGUUCUGAUGAGGCAGCUUAUUACUACAAGAAGGAUUUGGAGAGGAUGGAAGCUGAAGACAGGGAAGGACCAAAUAUGGUUGAAACCCUUCUAUUUCUUGCUCAAUACUACAGAGACCAGAAAAGAUUUGAAGAAGCAGAGGUCUACUGUACCCGUCUUCUAGAUUAUACUGGCCCAGAAAAGGAAACAGCAAAAAGUUUACUUCGAGGAAUGAGAAUGGAACAAUCUGGUGGUCCUUCAAUGGAUGUUGAGCACUUUCCUCCUUAA